Messenger RNA from Tauraco erythrolophus (red-crested turaco), 1047 nucleotides. The record is from RefSeq and is a predicted model, not a curated record. NCBI's taxonomy places the organism in Eukaryota, Metazoa, Chordata, Aves, Musophagiformes, Musophagidae.
GGAUAUAUUCAGUGGAACUGGUAAAUGACAGCUUGUAUGAAUGGCACGUUAAGCUUCUAAAAGUUGAUCCUGAUAGCCCACUGCAUAGUGAUCUUCAGGUCUUAAAAGAAAAAGAAGGUGUAGAAUACAUUUUACUCAACUUCUCUUUUAAGGAUAACUUCCCUUUUGAUCCUCCCUUUGUGCGAGUGGUAUCUCCUGUGCUCACAGGAGGGUAUGUCCUAGGUGGAGGUGCAUUAUGCAUGGAACUUCUUACUAAACAGGGCUGGAGCAGUGCCUAUUCAAUAGAAUCAGUCAUCAUGCAGAUCAAUGCCACUUUAGUCAAAGGAAAAGCCAGAGUACAGUUUGGAGCCAAUAAGAAUCAAUAUAAUCUAGCAAGAGCACAGCAGUCCUAUAAGUCACUAGUACAAAUACAUGAGAAAAAUGGCUGGUACACUCCUCCGAAAGAAGAUGGCUAAUACUGAGGACUGUCAUAUGCCUGGACCAAUGUCAACAAAACAAGCUCUUUUUUAUGUUUUCCAACACACAGACUCAAGCUAUGAGUGCCCCUAUAACAGCCGUACUGAAGACUUUAGCUAUUAGAUAAGUUAGUGGAUAAUCUGUCAACUGACACGUAAAGUAUAAGUUACAGCCUUACCAUUCCGCUCUUCUUAGGUAUCUGGACUGAGCAGUUUGGGCCUUCACCACGUUUGUUCUUAUGGAUUGAGCAUAUUUGGGCCACGCCCUCCCUUCUCCCUCUUUUUUAUUUGAAAGCGCAAGCUCCCUACAGCAGGCUAUCAAGUUACUGAAGACCAUUCGGUAGGAGUGAGUCGUUCACACACUUUUGUGUAUUUCUUACCUUUUGCAAAAUGCAGACUGCAGAGACCUGCGUUGUAUCGUUUCAUUUAAAGCCAAGAAGUUUAAUACAUUGUUUAAUACUGUUUUAGGAGAUGUCAGGUCUUGCAAAUCACGGUAGUUUUUCUGGUCUAAAAUGACAGCAUUUGUAGUGUUUCCAAAUUAAUGAUAUAGGAAAAACACAUGUAUGUUAAGUCAUUAAACAUUUUUCAUGGC